CCUGUACUGUGAGGGGCUGUGCUGUGCCAGGGGAGGCCCCGCACCCAGGAAGCCCGGAAGAGAGUGUGCACUCACGGAGCCCUCCUGCCAGGGCCGCAUCUCUUGAGCAGCAGACCCCUGUGUCCCCCGGGGAGGUCCACUGUGGCCUCACCACAGCCCUUGUUGGAGGGCGCAUCCCUGUGCCCUCAGCACCCCAGUGUUGAGCGCGUCAACCUGCAGAGGGGAGCCUGUGCUGGCCCCAGGCAUCUGUGUGGCUCUUGGGUGCCCAUCUACACCCCUGGCCCCGCUCUGGGCUUCAGUGGAGCUGUGCCACCGUGGGAGUGUCCAGGGUCCUGACGUAGCCCGGGGACGUGGCCAGCUCCCUGGCCUGCUGCCCGCACAGUGGGCCCUUGUCUCUGCUCUGGGUCAGGCGAGGCAGCCACCCAUGAUGAGCUCUGCAGCCUUCCCGAGGUGGCCGAGCAUGGGGGCCCCUCAUACCCCUUCACGGACAGUGCUCUUCCAGCGAGAGAGGACCGGCCUGACCUACCGCGUGCCCUCGCUGCUCCCCGUGCCCCCCGGGCCCACCCUGCUGGCCUUUGUGGAGCAGCGGCUCAGCCCCGACGACUCCCACGCCCACCGCCUGGUGCUGAGGAGGGGCACACGGGCCGGGGGCUCCGUGCGGUGGGGCUCCCUGCAGGUGCUGGGGACAGCGGCCCUGGCAGAGCACCGAUCCAUGAACCCCUGCCCCGUGCACGACACUGGCACAGGCACCGUCUUCCUUUUCUUCAUCGCGGUGCUGGGCCACACGCCCGAGGCCGUGCAGAUCGCCACGGGAAGGAACGCCGCACGCCUCUGCUGUGUGGCCAGCCGUGACGCCGGUCUCUCGUGGGGCAGUGCCCGGGACCUCACCGAGGAGGCCAUCGGUGGUGCCGUGCAGGACUGGGCCACGUUCGCCGUGGGUCCCGGCCAUGGCGUGCAGCUGCCCUCAGGCCGCCUGCUGGUGCCCGCCUACACCUACCGCGUGGACCGCCGAGAGUGUUUUGGCAAGAUCUGCCGGACCAGCCCCCACUCCUUCGCCUUCUACAGCGAUGACCACGGCCGCACCUGGCGCUGUGGAGGCCUCGUGCCCAACCUGCGCUCAGGCGAGUGCCAGCUGGCGGCAGUGGAUGGUGGACAGGCCGGCAGCUUCCUCUACUGCAAUGCCCGGAGCCCCCUGGGCAGCCGCGUGCAGGCGCUCAGCACUGACGAGGGCACCUCCUUCCUGUCUGCUGAGCGCGUGGCUUCCCUGCCCGAGACGGCCUGGGGCUGCCAGGGCAGCAUCGUGGGCUUCCCAGCCCCCGCCCCCAGCAGGCCAGGGGAUGGCGGUUGGUCAGUGGGCCCCGGGAGUCCCCUCCACACUCCGGGCCUUGGUCCUGGAGUCCAUGAACCCCCAGAGGAGGCUGCCGGAGACCCCCGUGGAGGCCAGGUGCCUGGUGGGCCCUGCAGCCAUCUGCAGCCUCAGGGGGACGGCCCCAGGCAGCCUGGCCCCAGGCCUGGGGUCGGUGGGGAUGUGGGGUCCUGGACCCUAGCGCUCCCCAUGCCCUUUGCUGCCCCGCCCCAGAGCCCCACGUGGCUGCUGUACUCCCACCCAGUGGGGCGCAGGGCUCGGCUGCACAUGGGUAUCCGGCUGAGCCAGGCCCCGCUCGACCCACACAGCUGGACAGAGCCCUGGGUGAUCUACGAGGGCCCCAGUGGCUACUCCGACCUGGCGUCCGUCGGGCCGGCCCCUGAGGGGGGCCUGGUUUUCGCCUGCCUGUAUGAGAGUGGGGCCAGAACCUCCUAUGAUGAGAUUUCCUUUUGCACAUUCUCCCUACGUGAGGUCCUGGAGAACGUGCCCGCCAGCCCCGAGCCGCCCAACCUUGGGGACAAGCCUCGGGGGUGGUGCUGGCCCUCCUGACAGGCCUUCUGGCCGUGCCCAUGCCCCUUGGGUGCCCAGGGCAGAGGGGUGGAAUACGCUGGGGUGCCCCAGGAUGGAUGUGGGGGGGCUCUUAGUGCAGAAUCCUGUGGAUUAGAAACAAGUUGCUCCUCAGAGCUCUCAAGCAGGGGUUGCUCUUCAGGAAGGGGAACCGCGGCCGGGAGUGAGCAGGGCAGGUAGGGGCAGGAAGUGGGCCCUGGGCAACCCCCCACAGCUCCCUUCCAAGGCUGCAGGCCGGGCACAGGACUGCAGGUAGCCCAGGGCGUUGUGGGUGGCAGCACUUGCUUGCUGGCUGCUUUCUGGCUCGAAAUAAAGGAAUCGUGCUUG
Molecule: messenger RNA, 2260 nt
Organism: Piliocolobus tephrosceles (Ugandan red Colobus)
Lineage: Eukaryota; Metazoa; Chordata; Mammalia; Primates; Cercopithecidae
Gene: NEU4
Product: neuraminidase 4
Exons: 4
Coding region: 425-1915 (496 amino acids)
Biological process (GO): oligosaccharide catabolic process; ganglioside catabolic process
Cellular component (GO): membrane; intracellular membrane-bounded organelle; cytoplasm
Molecular function (GO): exo-alpha-sialidase activity
Source: RefSeq, a predicted model, not a curated record